Molecule: messenger RNA, 1715 nt
Organism: Morone saxatilis (striped sea-bass)
Lineage: Eukaryota; Metazoa; Chordata; Actinopteri; Moronidae
Gene: valopa
Product: vertebrate ancient long opsin a
Exons: 5
Coding region: 4-1167 (387 amino acids)
Biological process (GO): G protein-coupled receptor signaling pathway; visual perception
Cellular component (GO): membrane; photoreceptor outer segment
Molecular function (GO): G protein-coupled receptor activity
Source: RefSeq, a predicted model, not a curated record
ACAAUGGAUACUUUAAGUCUGUCAGUGAACGCGGUGUCCUACACCGUGGCAGCCGAACCCUCCACUGCUGAUGAUCCGUUUAAUGGACCCAUCAAGAACAUCGCGCCGUGGAACUUCACUGUCCUGGCCGUGCUCAUGUUUGUGGUCACCUCGCUGUCUCUGAGCGAAAAUUUCCUCGUUAUGUUUGUCACUUUCAAGUUCAAACAACUCAGACAACCCCUGAACUAUAUCAUAGUUAAUUUGGCCAUCGCUGACUUUCUGGUCUCCCUCAUCGGUGGAGUAAUAAGUUUCCUGACAAACGCCAGGGGUUAUUUCUUCCUUGGCAAGUGGGCUUGCGUCUUGGAGGGGUUUGCUGUCACUUAUUUCGGGAUUGUAGCCAUGUGGUCCCUCUCUGUUCUGUCCUUUGAACGAUUCUUCGUGAUCUGCCGGCCUCUGGGGAACGUCCGACUGCAAGCGAAGCAUGCAAUCCUGGGUCUGCUGUUCGUCUGGACCUUCUCCUUCAUCUGGACCUUCCCUCCUGUGCUAGGCUGGAACAGAUACACUAUAAGCAAGAUCGGAACCACCUGUGAGCCUGACUGGUAUACAGUCAACAUGACAUAUCACAGUUACAUCAUCACUUUCUUCUUCACCUGUUUCAUUCUGCCUCUUGGAGUAAUAUUCUACUGCUAUGGAAAGCUCCUGCGGAAGCUCAGGAAGGUGUCUCAUGGUCGCUUGGCCACUGCCAAGAAGCCAGAGCGGCAGGUGACCCGUAUGGUGGUGGUGAUGAUCGUGGCAUUCAUGGUGGGCUGGACACCGUACGCAGCAUUCGCCAUACUGGUCACAGCUCAUCCAACCAUUGAACUUGACCCCAGGAUGGCUUCCAUCCCCGCCUUCUUUUCGAAGACAGCUGCUGUCUACAACCCGAUCAUCUACGUCUUCAUGAACAAACAGUUCCGGAAGUGCCUAAUCCAGCUCUUCACUGGCAAGGGGACCAUCCCAGAGAGCAACUUCAACCAGACCUCAGAGCGACCAGGGAUUACUGCAGAGAGUCAAACAGGAGAAAUGUCAGCCAUUGCGGCCCGUAUCCCAGUGGGUGGCUCUACGUCGCCCAGGUCUGAUGACUCUCCAACCGACUGUGGCUCGUUAGCCCAGCUGCCCAUCCCAGAGAACAAAGUGUGUCCAAUGUAACCUCAUACCAAUAGGUGUUCCCUUACUGUCCUCUGAUCCCCAGAGUCCAUAUAACCUUCUGUAAUCUAGAUACAGUGUGUUUCAGAACCUGUUUGGACAGCAGCAGAACUUUAAAUCUUUCCUUCAUUUCUUGCGGAGAUGGAUGGUGCAGUGUGAAGAACAGAGAGUCAACUUUUGAAGGGUUUUCAUAGUUGAUGAUUCUAGCACUUUUUUAUAUUUUACUUGCAAAAGUAAUUAAGAGACACAAAACAUCAAAAACAAGAAAAAGUUUUGGGCUCCAGCAUGUUUCAGUAGUUUGUUCAAUAUUUGCUUUAACAACAGAGGGGACAAGAAGGAACUGUACAGAGAAAUGCUCAGAGCUUUACCCGCUAGAUGUCUUGUAAAUAUUUGCUUGUUGGACUCUGUUCUGCUGUUGGAGAAUAUCUUGGAUGUUCUCUUGACCAUCAUUGCACACCUGCUAGUCUGUCACAUUAGAGGGCACUUUAUUUGACUUGAUAGUGUCUGCCCUCAUAUCCCAAUGAAAAAAGAGACUGCUAAAAGCGCAAACU